AUGCUGAAAUCGAACAAGGUGUAUUCGGCAAAAACGAACGACAAAGGAGAGGCAAUUUUCAUGCUUCCAAUUCGGCAGAAGUAUUUCAUUGAUUUCAACUACCAACGUGACGCAAAAGAAAUAGAUCUUUCCAAAGUCAAAGGAAUCGCCGAACAAUCCAUGCACGUUCACUAUACUCCCGAUCCACGCAUGGAAAACAUUGAGGAUUUCAUCCCAUCGGUAGAAGAACUGAUUGAAUAUGAUGUCCAGAACUUCAUCGACAAACAAUAUCCAGAACCUGAAAUGGGAGACAUCGAUUUUCAAUUGAGCUGGGGAAACAAGUUCAAUAAAAAAUCAAAAGAGGCACUACUCGAAGUCGGUAUGAAAGUCAAAUCCAAGAUGGAACGCAAAGCCGCCCCUCUGAAUUUAUGCUUCGUGAUUGAUAAAAGUGGAUCGAUGAUGGGCGACGACCGCAUCGAACAAUUAAAAAAAUCCCUCAUUGAUUUUAUCAGUCGCCUCGACUCUACCGACAUUAUUUCGGUCGUUGUUUUCGACGACCAACCGCGUGUUGCUGUUCCAGCUGAACAACUGGGAGACAAACAAAAAGCCAUCGAUAUCAUUCAUGCCAUUCGAGCUGGAGGUGGAACAGUAAUCUAUUCGGGACUUGAAAAAGGCUUCGACGAAGUCAGAAAACACCACUCUACCGGUUUUGUCAAUCGGGUAAUGCUACUUAGUGAUGGAUAUGGAUCGCGGCCACCAAAAGAAAUCGUAGCCAUGGCGAAGCGAAACAUCAAACUGGGCAUUGAACUUUCAGCUGUUGGUGUUGGAACAAAUUACAAUCAAGCCUUGCUUUCGCAACUUGCAUCUGCUGGUGGCGGAUUGAUGCAUUUAGCCGGAAACGCAAAAAACAUUCAGGAUGCCUUCCGACAUGAAUUGGAAAGUGUACUGUACGCAGUAGCCAGUAAAGCGAAACUGGAAGUACUUUACAACAACGAAAUCGUUUAUCGACAGUUGUUCGGAUAUGUGAAUGAGAAG
Messenger RNA from Exaiptasia diaphana, 1014 nucleotides. RefSeq lists its product as uncharacterized. NCBI's taxonomy places the organism in Eukaryota, Metazoa, Cnidaria, Anthozoa, Actiniaria, Aiptasiidae. The transcript has a single exon. The annotation marks the transcript as partial. The record is from RefSeq and is a predicted model, not a curated record.